Penicillium canariense is the source of this 3249-nucleotide messenger RNA. Its product is annotated as ankyrin repeat-containing domain protein. Gene Ontology annotation, molecular function: protein binding. The coding region runs from base 1 to 3249 and encodes 1082 amino acids. The record is from RefSeq and is a predicted model, not a curated record. The transcript has 5 exons. Lineage: Eukaryota; Fungi; Ascomycota; Eurotiomycetes; Eurotiales; Aspergillaceae.
AUGGACUGGGAGGCCCAGAAGGCUGAGAUCGAGCGACUUUAUCUUACGGAGGGGAGGACCCUUAACGAUGUGAUGCAUAUUAUGGAAGCAUCUCAUGGGUUUUACCGUGGAAAGGGACAGUAUACCUCGAAGCUCAAGCAGUGGGGCUUUAAGAAAUACAAGGCGGGCCCCGAAAAAUGGAAGUAUAUCAAGAAGAAGAUUGAAGAGCGAAGGCAACAGAAAAAGGAAAGCGCUGUAUAUAUCGAUCGUAUUCUUCAAGAGCCCAAGAAAGUGAAGUACGAGAUCGGCCGACAAGCUUUCCAAUCGACAUUCGAAAGGUUUUGCUCCGCUCCCUCUCCGAAAACACCAGAAGGCGUGCUGGUCUGCACACCCAGAGAAUCUACAUUGCAGACUCGAUGGCCUUCAGACCUUCCGUGGUUCCGGUUCUCUCGUGCAAUGUUUUCCCCAACUUAUGAUGACGACAUUCAUGUUACACUUAGCACUAUGUUUUCCUCUCUGUCUGCUGUUGAACAUCUGGACGUCGAUCUCCGCAUGCUCCUCAGCGUAAUCCCAUUCCUUACCGAACACGGCCCCGACAAUGAGGCGAAGAGCAAUCGUGACGAGGUUUCUGGUCUUCACCUUAUUAUGCCAGAAGAAUAUGAAGGCCAGAACCUCCACACAUGUGACCAAAUUCUCUACAGGACUACCAGAAUGGAGCUUCCUGAGACUCUCCGGGUAUUCAUGUUUUUGCUCUCAAAUAAUUUCCCUCUCGGGAAAUAUGGUGCAGAGUUUUUCCCCUCCUGGGAUGUUGAACAGGAACAUCGACUGGCAAUGGUACUUUUAAACGCCCCUGGCCUGGCUGCAGUUGACAACCUUCGACACUUGCUUUUUGUGGGAGGACCGACAGCCGAGGCCAUUUUCGAGCGAAUUUUCCAGUCCGCUUUGAGAUUACACGAUUUGAGAGCCUUGCGAAUGAUGCUGGAGGCCGGCAUAAAUCCCAACACAACAAUCCGUUCAGGCACAACUGGAAAGGCUUCACCACUAGAGUUCGCCGCAGUGGUUCUGACCGGUAGGCUUGGGCUUGAAAUGAGCCAGCUUCUAUUGUCAUUCAAGGCCGACAUUAACAAUCAUUUUAUGAUGCCGGCAAUUGAUAUUGCCAUUCGGAUGGGCAAAAAAGACCUUGCACAGUUCUUGAUAUCUCAAGGGGCAAAGGUUGGCCUGUCAUCGCUGAAAGUUUCCAUUAUGAAAGAAGACUCGGUCUUAGUUGACUUGAUUCUCACGGCCGGCCUGAAUCCCGAUAUGUUGCUGAGCAACAAUGAUUCAAGCGACCCCGAAUUCACCGCACUCGGUCAAGCUACAAUUUGUGGCAACUUGACGAUAGCACAGAUGUUGCUUUCGAAAGGGACAAAUGUGAACGCAGCACAGAUGGUCAUAUUUCAAGAGGAGAAGUUCCAAUCAACGGCCUUGGGUCUUGCAUCGAGAAACGGUAAUCUCGAAAUGAUGCUUCUGCUCCUGAAAUCAUCCGCUCAUGUCGACAGCAAGGUAUCUCUCAGCCCAGCACAGAUUCCUUGUCUCGUUCUUGCCGUAGCUCACGGCCAAAGAAAAGCAACCCAACUCUUGCUUCAGUUCGGGGCUGAUAUCGACGCUGCGAACGGAUUCAGGACGGCAAAUGAGGGACGGCAAAAGACACUCGUUGAGCGGGCAUUGGAUCGAAAGGACUUUGAGCUACACCAAAUAUUGUUGAAAUGGGGAGCUCAGCCAGUCCCACAUGCUCUACAGGAAUACUACAGCUCCCAACUCCCUCGUCAUAUCAGAAACGAUGAUUUCGAGGCGGUCGAUUGGUUGAUUCGAAGGGGGGCUCUGGUGAAUUACGUGUUCAACGACUUUCCUGACCGCCCCUUAGGAAUGGCAAUUGCACAAGGCAACAUUAGAAUCAUUCAUUUGCUUCGCAAGGCUGGCGCAGUAGCCUCAGAGCUCGUCGUCCCUUAUUUAGCGGAUCUUAGGACAGCCGAGUUUCUAAAUCACUUGGGGAUUCUGCCCGAGAUAUUGAAGGCCAGUGGUCCAAUGAUUCUGACUUCGGCCAUCUCCUCAGAAGACCGAGAUCUGGUGCAGUAUCUUCUCGCUCGCGGAGUUGGCCAAGAUGGUCAUCCAGGAAGGCGACCCAGUUUACCGGCAUGCAAAACUCCUCUAGAAGCUGCAUUUUUACGAAAGGAUCUGUCUGUAGCACGGAUUCUCAUUGCGAAAGGAGCGUCAGUUGGUGAGACAGAAGUUAUAGCAAUGGUCUGGCAGGCUAUCUUAAGGGAUGAUAUUGAAAUUCUUGAACAAUUUCUCGCCUUCAUCCCAGACGGUUUGUCUGCCCCGACUGCAGUGGGAACCGCCAUCCUCGCCUCGAAACCAUCUUUUGUUUGUCUGCUAAAAUCCUCGGGUAUCAUGCUCGAGGGAAAGGCUUAUCUCGCCCCCUCUUACUUUUUCCGGCCUGAGGCAAUCAGCCAUAAGGAAGGUUGGUGGCAUUCAACAGACCGCUACGUGAAAGAGGAAGUGGGAUCCGUGCUUGAAAUUGCAGCGCGUUGUGGAACACUGAAUACUCUGCAAUUCUUACUUGACUGGGGAACAUGGACAAGAGAAGAGAGAGGGCGGGCGUUGACAGCAGGCCUAUCCUGUGGACAUGAUGAUAUCGUGUCGCAUCUACUGGAGAUGGAUAAUGUAGAUGUCAACCAGGGGAUUUUUCCACCCUUUUCGAACCUCUCUAAUACACUUAUCAUGAGGCAUCCGGAAGAAUAUAUUCCACUCCAAUUGGCGGUCCGCUCGGGCAAUAUUGAGCUCACGAAGCUGCUUCUGACCAGAGGAGCCGAUAUCAACUGCCUAGAAAAGGGCAUUGGUGGAACCACUCCACUGCAACAAGCCGCAAACAAAGGCAAUACCCAGCUGUUGACGCUACUUCUGGACGCUGGAGCUGACGUCAACCAUCCCCCCUGUCAUGACGGCGGAGCCACUGCAUUGCAAUACGCAGCCUUUCAUGGCUAUAUUUCAAUAGUCCGUCAGCUACUUGACGCAGGCGCCGAUGUCAAUGCACAGGGCUCGAUGGUACAUGGGCGAACAGCUUUGGAGGGCGCCGCGGAGAAUGGGCGUCUGGAUACCGUACAGCUUUUGCUGGACCGAGGGGCAUCAAUUAAGGGGAUGUUCAGGCAGCAGCUUGUUCGUGCAGUUGAGCUUGCGGAUAUCAUGGGGCACUGCGCUUUGGCCAGAUUUCUCAAGUCCCUUGACGCCUGA